Talaromyces proteolyticus is the source of this 1161-nucleotide messenger RNA. RefSeq names its product putative malonyl CoA-acyl carrier protein transacylase. NCBI's taxonomy places the organism in Eukaryota, Fungi, Ascomycota, Eurotiomycetes, Eurotiales, Trichocomaceae. Bases 1 to 1161 code for a protein of 386 amino acids. Gene Ontology annotation, biological process: fatty acid biosynthetic process. The record is from RefSeq and is a predicted model, not a curated record. The transcript is spliced from 2 exons. Gene Ontology annotation, molecular function: [acyl-carrier-protein] S-malonyltransferase activity. Gene Ontology annotation, cellular component: mitochondrion.
AUGUCACCAGCAACUUGCUUUCCAGCCAGGUGCAUUAGUGGCACCACUUUCAAGCCUUUUUCAACCAAUUCUGCAAAUCGGACUUUGCGUACAGCCCUUUUCUUUCCUGGCCAUGGCGUCCAUCGAGUUGGUAUGAUAUCAUCAUGGGUAGAAGCCUUUCCCAAAACUUCAAAACCAUUUAUCGAUGAAAUGGAUAGUACACUUGGUUUCUCUUUGUCUCGUAUAGUAUCGAGAGGCCCUAAUUCGGAGCUAAAUAAGACAGAGAACUCACAACCCUCGAUCAUGGCCACAUCCAUACUCAUCCUACGGAUAUUGGAGCGGGAAUUUGGUUUCAAAACGAAGGAGCGCGUUGAUGUGGCUCUUGGGCACAGCUUGGGCGAAUAUUCUGCCCUUGUCGCUGGAGGCUAUUUGGACUUUUUACCCGCUCUUAGAAUGGUGAGAGGCCGAGCUGAGGUAAUGGCACAAUGUAGCCAGAGGGCUCGGCAAAGGUCGGGGGAAAGCUACGGCAUGAUUGCAUUGAUUUGCGAACCAGAUCAUCUCCAAAGCUUGAUAUCAGCGAUACAGGAAUUUCUAGGCCCUGGGUCGAUGGGCUCCAAAGACGACUCCAGCUAUGAGAUGUCGUCUAUACAACAGGUCCUUAUUGCUAAUAUCAAUUCUAAAAACCAAAUAGUGCUCAGUGGGAGCAUUCAAAGAAUUAAGACACUUCUUGUCCAAUUGCGGCAAUUUGGUGGUCAUGACCCGCGAGCCGUGAGAUUGAAAAGCGACAGUCCCUUUCAUAGCCCUAUUAUGGCCCCAGCUGCGCAAUAUAUGAGAACAAAGUUGGAAACAACUGAUAUAAAAUUUCCCGCGGCAAUGCCAUGCGUAUCUAAUGUUUCUGCUGUGCCUUUCACAUCAAAGGAGAAUCUCAAAGACCUUCUUUCCAGACAGUGCGUGGAAACCGUGAGAUGGUGGGAUAGCAUCAGAUAUUUGGAUCAGGAACGAGGUGUAAAGCGAUGGAUUGGUAUAGGCCCAGGAAAGGUUGGAAGAAACUUAGUCGGCAAAGAAGUCGGCCGUAUCCCUUCUAAAGGUGGUGGUGUCUGGGCGAUAUGUGAUCCAAGAGAAGUUGAGGAUGUCAUUAACGCCCUUGAAAAAUCAGAGCACGAGGAUACCGAUGAUGUAUAA